AUGAAGAGCGCACCAAGCUGGCACCGGCGCAGAAUGCGGCGCCUCAAGGGCAGGCACGGAUUGGCAAUCCGCCAGCGUUGCCGCCGUGUCCUCCUGCCGACGCGACAGGGCUCCCGAAUAAUUGGUGGUGUCGAGAGGAACCCCAUCGGCUCGAGACUACUAACGAGCGAGCCUCUGUUCCGGCGACUAGUGAGGCAGGUGUGCCAUGAUCUUGGCCGUCCUCAUCUGAGGAUUCAUAAGCUCGCGUUCCAGGUGAUACAGGAGGUUGCGGAAUUCUUUCUCAUCAGAGAGUUCAAAUUGGGCGAAUCUGCCAGAAAGCACGCCGGCCGUCAGGAGAUUGAGGUGGAAGAUAUGCGGUUUGCAAGCAUGGCAAGAGAGUGGUUUAGUUAG
Molecule: messenger RNA, 390 nt
Organism: Aspergillus viridinutans
Lineage: Eukaryota; Fungi; Ascomycota; Eurotiomycetes; Eurotiales; Aspergillaceae
Exons: 3
Coding region: 1-390 (129 amino acids)
Molecular function (GO): DNA binding; protein heterodimerization activity
Source: RefSeq, a predicted model, not a curated record